AUGUUCUCCUCCUUUUUCUCCACCGCGCCGCCAGUCGACCCCAACGCACCAAACUUCCACCCUGUCUCUUCCGCGUUCCCGCCCUCGGAGCUCUACGGCGAGCUCGAGCCGAAAGACACUGAAUGGACAUGCCCUGGCGGCUUCGCGGUCGAGACGCAGAUAUUCUACAUCUUCUUGGAGGAUGGCACGUCCUUGAUGUGCCAGGUCAUCCAUUCAGCGGUAGGAGUAUGGUAUCCGACGAUCCAAUUCACCUGCAAGAUCUUCAACCCGAAUACCAAGGAGAAGACAUGGAAGUCUGUGAAUGUCUCCAAUUUCGUCACUCCCCCUCCCGGACUCGACAAGCGGUCCUCCAAGGCGGACCAGUUCUCGAUCACGCACAAGUCCAAGCCCGGAUCUGACACCCCCGAGUCCUACACCGUCACUGCCAACCUCGACAGCGACCUCCAGAUCACACUUGACAUCGCACGCCCCGCGUCCGUGCCCGGUUUCAAGACCGGCAAGGGCCCCAACGGUGGCUUCUCGUACUUUGGGCCAGACCCAAAGAACGCCGAGGGGUACGUGAUCCACCGCUUCUGGCCGCGCGUCCAGGCGAGUGGCCUGCUUGUGCACAAGGGCCACGCCGUCCAGGUAAAAGGGCCGGGCAUGUUUGUGCACGCAAUCCAGGGCAUGCGCCCGAACCUGGUUGCCGCACGGUGGAACUUCGCGCAUUUCCAGAGCGACGCCCACGGCGGGGUGUCUGCGAUCCAGAUGGACUUCACGACGACGAACGACUACGGCCGCAAGGGCGCUGGCUCCGGCUUCGUCACCGUCAGCGUCGGCUCGCUCGUCCUUGGGGGCAAGCUCGCAGCCGUUACGGCUGAGACGCGGUGGCCGGACGAGGAGCCGGCCGCGACGGCUGGCGUCAUCUCACGUGCGGUGCACUCGAAGACGGCACAUGAUCCAGAUACGAGUUACGACGCGCCGACCGAGAUCACGUUCCGUUGGGCGGCGCCUUCGAUCGUCCCGGAAGCGCAGGGACCAAUAGACGGCACGAUUGUCUUGGACUUGGGCAGCCCAGAUGCGUACAAGGGUUUGAUCGAGAAGGUGGACGUCCUCGCGGAGAUCCCCUAUGUGAUCAAGACCAUGGUGAACUACGUCGCUGGCACGAAGCCUUACAUUUACCAGUGGCUGAAUCCUGCCAAGCUCAACGUGAGCUUGCCUGCGGGGCUGAUUGAAGGCGUGUCGGACACGGCAGAGGUUGAGGGCAACCUCUACGUCGAGUCGACAUUCAUCUCGUAG
Dichomitus squalens LYAD-421 SS1 is the source of this 1278-nucleotide messenger RNA. RefSeq names its product oxidative stress survival Svf1-like protein. Gene Ontology annotation, cellular component: cytoplasm. NCBI's taxonomy places the organism in Eukaryota, Fungi, Basidiomycota, Agaricomycetes, Polyporales, Polyporaceae. The record is from RefSeq and is a predicted model, not a curated record. Gene Ontology annotation, biological process: response to oxidative stress. The coding region runs from base 1 to 1278 and encodes 425 amino acids. The transcript has 4 exons.